Molecule: messenger RNA, 441 nt
Organism: Trichoderma breve
Lineage: Eukaryota; Fungi; Ascomycota; Sordariomycetes; Hypocreales; Hypocreaceae
Exons: 3
Coding region: 1-441 (146 amino acids)
Source: RefSeq, a predicted model, not a curated record
AUGUCUUCGAACCAAGGCCAAAACCAGGGCCAGAACCAGAGUCCUUACCAGAAGCCAAACCAAUAUCAAUAUCAGAGUUCCAAUCUCCAGUAUCAGACCCAGAGUCAAUAUCAGCAACAUCAAAAUCAGUUACCAAGUCAGAACACGUCUGCAGGGACAACUCCAGUCAUGGUGCCACCGUCUGUUGCAUCGUCUGCGACUCAAGUCAAGUCAGAGCAAGACUGCUUCGAGCGCCUUGCAUUGGAAUUUGCAUCACUCCCAGACCGUGAAAUGCCACCAGAGGUCUCGGAUCCAGUAGCCGCACAGCAGCAACAGCAGCAGCUCACAAACGCAGCAUCAAGAGCAGUUCCAGACCACAAAAUCUCACCAAACACGCCCACGAACAACUUCGUCGCCAAAACGAUACGCGCGGCCAUGGCGGACAUCAAACCUAGCUCGUGA